GUGAGCCCUGCGCCGCUCGACAUGCCCUGAGCCUCCCUCCCUCCGCCCCGGCGCCCACUGGCACCCCUGCCGCUCAUCCCGGCCCUCCUCAUGACACCGGCCUUGCACGCCCACGUGUCUGGUGUGCGUGUGUGUGGGCGCACAUGAGAGGAGAGGAGCGAGGGGAGGCGAGACGGUCACGUUGAUGGGGAGCGCCAGCCGUCGCCGGGAAGUGUGAAGACGAGCUCUUGCCAUCGGUGGGACGGCUCCGACCGGACUGAGCGCCCUUGCAUAAUGCCAUCCUUCGAUGAGGUUUUGAAGGAAGCCGGGGAAUUCGGAAGGUUUCAAAAGAGGGUCUUUUUCCUCCUCUGCCAGACGGGGGUAACUUUUUCUUUCCUGUUCGCGAGCGUGGUUUUCCUUGGGCAGGCACCCGGCAACUACUGGUGCAGGAUCCCCGGGGCAGCCGAAUUAAGCGAACGAUGCGGCUGGAGUCUGGAAGAGGAGCAGAACUUCACGCUCCUGCCCUUGCGCUCCUUGGGGAACGGGUCCUCCGGCGGAGGGUGCGAGAGGCUGGACGUGGUGUGGGACGCCUCCAUCAGCUGCGCCAGCCCACUCGCCCGCUACGGCAACGGCAGCGUGGGCAACCUGCCACUCACCGCCUGCCACGAUAACUGGGUCUAUAAACAGCCCCACUCCUCCAUCGUCAGCGAGUAUAACCUUGUGUGCGGCAAUGCCUGGAUGCUGGAUCUCUCACAGGCUAUCCUCAAUCUGGGGUUCCUGGCCGGCGCGUUCACCCUGGGCUACGCUGCAGACAGAUAUGGCAGAAUCCUCAUCUACCUGCUGUCCUGUCUCGGGGUUGGGAUAUGUGGUAUCAUAGUGGCAUUCGCACCCAACUUUACUGUAUUUUUGAUCUUCCGUUUUCUCCAAGGUGUAUUUGGCAAGGGAACCUGGAUGACGUGCUAUGUGAUUGUGACAGAGAUUGUUGGUUCUGACCAGCGGAUCGUUGGGAUUGUGAUUCAGAUAUUCUUCACCCUGGGAAUUAUGAUCCUCCCUGGAAUUGCAUACUUGGUUCCCACCUGGCAGGGGAUCCAGCUGGCCAUUUCACUGCCCAACUUCCUCUUCCUGCUGUACUACUGGGUGGUUCCUGAAUCUCCACGCUGGCUCCUGACACGUAAAAAGGGAGAGAAAGCGUUAAAAAUCAUGCACAACAUUGCAAAGCACAAUGGAAAAUAUCUCUCACCACAUUACUCAGAGAUCACUGUUAACAAUGAGGAGGUCAGCAACCCCUCUUUUCUGGACCUGGUGAGGACUCCCCGGAUGAGGAAGAACACGCUUAUCCUGAUGUACGCCUGGUUCACAAGUGCCCUGAUCUACCAAGGGCUUGUCAUGCGCCUUGGAAUUGUUGGAGGAAACCUCUACCUAGACUUCUUCAUCUCAGGAGCUGUGGAGCUGCCUGCUGCUCUCCUAAUAUUACUGACAAUUGAUCGCAUUGGCCGGCGCCUUCCCUUUGGAAUAAGCAACAUCGUGGCAGGAAUUGCAUGCCUCAUUACUGCCUUCUUGCCAGAAGAUAUUCCAUGGCUCAAAACAACAGUUGCCACGCUGGGAAGACUGGGAAUCACGAUGGCUUUUGAAAUUGUCUAUCUUGUGAACACUGAACUGUACCCUACGACGCUGAGAAACUUCGGCGUUUCCCUGUGCUCGAGUCUGUGUGACCUUGGUGGGAUCAUAGCCCCAUUCCUGCUUUUCCGAUUAGCAGCCAUUUGGUUGGAGCUACCUCUAAUAAUUUUCAGUUUUCUUGCAGUUGUCUGCGGGGUCCUAGUAUUGCUUUUACCGGAGACAAAGGGAAUCUCUUUACCAGAGACAGUGGAAGAUGUGGAACAGCUUUCAAGUCAUUUUGGUAAAUGUGGCAAGAAACGGAAACACCGGGACACCAACUCUUACAUUUGACCUUCAAAAGACGGCACUGAGCAAAGAACCAUGUUCCCAUACUGGGAAUUUGUUCUCCACCUGCCACUACUUCAAAAUUUGCUGCAGAGUAUGGAUUUAACUCCAUGUUCCUCUUCUAGGCAUAAGGACUUUUAAAACAAGCAGUGUAUUUUUCUAUAAAGAUGGAAUAAAUUCAUUUUUUUUCUUAGUAUGCUCUUUGCAGGAAGGGAGCACUCUCUGGUUCUUGAUAGAGAACAGAACAGUUUAAAAAGAUGUAUUAUCCAGCUCAGUGAGCUCUUAUUUAUUUCUUUAUACAUUUGAGCCAUUUGUUUAUUUCUAUUGUUAGCCUAUACCUUUGGGUGUGGAGGCUUGGAAACGGUACUGCUUGUUUAAUAUUUGGACGACCUUGGGGAAGAAGGGAUGAGUAUUUCAACCCGUUCUCCUUUGCCCCUGGAGAAUCUGGACAAACAGAAGAUCUGGUGGCUCAGAAAUGAGGAUGCUGAUCAGGACAGUCCUUUCUCUGAUCAAGAGGGAUGGGAGGCAUGCAUCAGGACACUCUCACCCUGGUCUGUUCCUCUCCCCCAGAGAGCCUCUGGCACAACCCCCCAGCUUCCCUCCCUGUUCAAGGGCUUUCUGAAAUGUGGCAGCAGUCCUCCUCCUCUCCUUCCCAGGGCUUUAUAUAGGUGUCACAUCCUAAACAGGGCAUUAGGUCUGUAUGUGAGUGAUUCUGCUGCCCACUGGUACCUCCCUCCAGACCCAGCUGGGGUUCAUGUGCCAUCCCAUUGUCUGGUCCCCUGGCCAGGGAGCCCUGUGUCUCCUGAGGGAAAGGCUUUUGUCUGCUCUCCCCUGUCGGGUGCUUUUUCAACCAUCUCUUUCAAGAGCUGAUCUUUUCCUUUCUAAAACAUACUCUCUGUCCAUGGCUACAAACCAAAUUCCCUCUCCUUGACCACUGCCAAGAUGACCUCCAGUUUCUGUCUUCUAUCCAUUAUUAUUAUUUGUCAUCUUUCAUUCUUGGCCAUAAAUUAUCUGGGUUGUUGCCAGGAACGUUAAGCUGUCUUGGGAAGAUGAGCAGGGAUGAGACGAGAGCUUUGGUUAUGGAGGGAAGUGUUAACUGGUCCUGGUUGUUUCAAGCUGCCGUGUAGCAGAGUAGCUUGAAUCUGUGGCUCUGCAAGCAGAUAGCAGGGACACCCUGCCUCCCCUUUCAGCUGCAUGACCUUCAUCAAGCAUUGGGUCCUGGACACUGACAGGUAAACAAUACACUCCUUACAGUGAAGGACUUGAUGUGAAGGAUGUGGUGUUCAAAUGGUAUCCUGUUACCAACAGAGAAUUAAAUAAAAAAAAAAAGAAAGCCAAUGAGCUCUUGUAAUGGCCUUAUAAGCUCAGAAAGUAACAUAUUUGGCAUAAGCAAAUAUAUGACUGAAUUUUGAAGGUUCAUAUCUUAAUGAGUAGUGCUAACAUUACAGUCAUUGCAGACGAAUGACUACUGCUCCAGUCUCACCAUCUUAAAAACACAUACAGGCAGGUGCUUGCACAGGGGGAUUUCCUGUGGUGAGGAGUAUAUUGUGUGUUUCAACAGUUCCCGUCUCUCCCUGCCUUUCCUAGCAACUGCCCUGCCCAUGCCACCAACCAUGCUGGAGGAAAACAGGACCUUUCAUAGUAAUCUCAGUCUAACGUUUGCAUACUUUGAGCAGUUAGCGAUAAAGGGCUGUCCUUUAAGGCUGCCUCUAACUUCCCCUGAGCAUAGUUAAAGGUCAAUGGGAUGCAUAGCACAAGUCAGCAGUGAUUAAAAUAUAUGAAACUAAACGAGUGUCUCAUAAUAUAUCAUCUGGCUAAUUGGCGAUAACUAGAAGACAACCCAAAACCGGAGCUGCUGCUGCAGGAAGGAAACUGCUCCUACACCAGCACAGGUCUACUGCAGAUAGCUGUAGACUCCUUGGGGCUGGCUGGCAGGGACCAGCCCUGAACUGGAAGCUGUGGGCUUGCACUGGCCGGGGGCUGUGUCUCAGCGCAGGGUGGGAGCGCUGGUGCCCAGCCACAGAGCUCAGCCCUGCCUUCCUUGCACCCAGCCAGCCCUCACCACGGCCACUGCCCUCGGAGAGCCAGGGUGAGGCCAUCAGACGCGAUGCAGUGUCAAAAAUUUGGAUGUAUUUAUUUUCUAAAAAACAGUUAUGUAAGGGACAGCAGCCUGUGUACAGCUUCUGACUUCCAAUAUGAUAGUACUUAACAACUUCAGGUAGAGUUUUUAUUUGGUAAUAGCUCCUGUACUAACUCUUACCACUAACAGGCAGAUUUGGUAAGAUGGGAAAUCCUCCUGUCUCUGUGAGACGUUGGGUUGCCUCAUGAAGGUUGUGAACCGGGCAGUAACCUGUUGUACGACCAGCUGUUUGGUGGCCCUGGGGUUACAUUGUUGUUGGUGAGAGAGGACAGAUGAGGUGGUGGAAGCAGAGGGAGAGCUUCAGCAAAGGAGAACCCUGGGGAAAACCAGCUGGAGUUGUGCAGAAUUUUCUCAGGGGGCAGAACAGAUCUCUCCUACAGGGCUUGGGUUGACAAUCAGAGGGCUGUUGCGAUCCACCUCAGUGAAAGGCACCUCUUCAGUAGUGACCAAACACUGCCAGCUUUACUUGUCUUGCUUGUGCUGUACUUCAGAAGCUCAGUGAGAGAUGUGGUGUGCAUAGCACCUUACCACUGCCAAAGACACAAGUUCAACAUGACCACAGAAACCCAGGAGCUGUGUUCUUACGGCCUGGAAAGAGAUUACUCAGACCGACAGAGGAAUGAAUGUGCUAUUUGGUCCAAAUGUGUGCUGCCACCAAAUUUGCCUUGUUACUCCAUGUAGUCUUUGUGAGUGGUUAGUGACAAGUGGCAAUUUUUACUGCCAUUGACGCUCUCACAGAAGGAAAAGAUCACAAUUUGCAUGCUUUGUGAAGUGGGACUUCUGUAGCUGCUCAGGAGUGUCUAGGCAUUUCUGGUGGGUUUGGCAAAGACAGCAGAGGUGCGUUUGUCAAGCCUACAAACCAGGUACUAACUGUGCCUGAAACAGUCCAUAUUUGAAGAGCUUUACAGAUCAAAGACCAAGCUGCAACAAAGAAUUUCUGUUGUUAGGAAGAAUUGCAUGGAUUUUUUGGCUGACUUAAUGAUCCAAAUUAAUAGAUACAGAAAAUAUCUAGAAGGGUAUAUGUGCCUGGUGAAUCCCCCCAACCAGAGGCAUGGGUGAGGAAUGGAGCAGAGGUUAUCAGAGCUGUUCCUGCUCAGGAAGGUAAUGCCCUGAGGUCAUUGCUUCUCCCAGAGUCAGACUCCAGGUGUAGAAGCCAUGAACAUCACCCUGCCACCUAACAGUUUUAUAGCUCCAUCUCCAUUUAAGUCUAUAAGAGAAAAAAAAAGGAACUCCUAGGAUGCAACCCAUCCUUUUUGUAUGUACAUACAGACAAAAAAUAAAAAGACAAUCUAAAUUGAAUGACACGCAGCUUGGCAUGCAAGGGAGUGGACCUCUGCACCACAGAAAGUGGGCUAGACAACUCCCAGCCCAGUAAGCAACUGUGUUACUUGGAGUACACUUGGCUCACCCUGAGGGAGCAGGAGGGACACCAUCCAGAGCUAGGGGUUCCCAGGUGCCUGUGGGGUGCUCCUGGCUGAUAUGCAAGGGGUGCAGUAUGGAAGCAGGGGUUCAGAGUUAGCAAGUGUUUAACUUUGGCAAGUGUGAGUCAAGCUUUCCCAAGACAGCAUUUCUAAAGGUCUAAGCUUUCACUUCCUAUAAUCACAGGCAUGUGUACAUAAUUUUCUUCUGGAGAAGAAAAAUGUACACGUAACAGUUAUAUACAGAGAUAAAGCCAUAUAGUGAAACAAGUGGGUACUAUGGACAAGAAAAUUUUAUAAUACAUUAAAUGCAUUGUCAUUACUUGCUGUAAUGACAGUUAUUUCUCUGCCUUCACUAUGGACUAACUUUAGGGUGAGGCUAUUUUUUAUUCACUGUUUUAUAUCUUUGAUGCAACUUUUGUAGUUUUGCUGACACACAGAUUUCCAUGUCAAUAAAAAAUAUGAAAAUACAAACUAAA
Molecule: messenger RNA, 5957 nt
Organism: Calidris pugnax (ruff)
Lineage: Eukaryota; Metazoa; Chordata; Aves; Charadriiformes; Scolopacidae
Product: solute carrier family 22 member 3-like
Exons: 11
Coding region: 274-1926 (550 amino acids)
Biological process (GO): transmembrane transport
Cellular component (GO): membrane
Molecular function (GO): transmembrane transporter activity
Source: RefSeq, a predicted model, not a curated record